GCCUGAGACAUACCCACUCUAAUGUCUUGUAGGAAAACGGGCAUCUUUGAGAUAUGCUGAAUCUGCUGCUGUACCUACUGUACCUGUGUACUCUGCUCAAGUACACAACUGCAGUUGCAGAGCUCAGUGACUGUACAGCUGCAGGGAGUAUAUGCCACACUAAUGCAGACUGCUUCAAAACACGUGAUGAUAAGUUUGUCUGCAUGUGCCAAAUGGGGUACAGGGGUACAGGAGUACAAUGCCAGGACAUUGAUGAGUGUACUACUGGUCUACACAGCUGCCAUGCAAAAGCAGUCUGCACUAACACUCUUGGUAGUUAUACCUGUUCAUGUCAAAAUGGGUAUUUUGGCGAUGGAUUUCAAUGUCAAGAUAUCAAUGAGUGUCAAACUAAUAAUGGUGACUGCCAUGUCAAUGCAUUUUGCACCAACAAAGAUGGAGGAAGAGACUGCAGCUGCAAGUCUGGUUUCAGUGGAAAUGGAUUUCAGUGUACGGAUGAUAAUGAGUGUGCAAGACCAGGAAUCUGCCACUGGAAUGCUACUUGCACCAACAACCCUGGCUCCUACAUGUGCACAUGCAACCCUGGCUAUAAAGGCAAUGGAAAUUAUCUCUGCCUAGAUGUCGAUGAGUGUUCAGAGACACCUGGUGUUUGCUCUGCUUUCUUUGGAUACAAAGGUUGCAAGAACCUGCAAGGAACCUACACCUGCCUCUGUAACAGUGGCUAUCAAAGCAACGGACAGACAUGUGUGGACAUCAAUGAAUGUGAAAUCAACUUCUGCAGCCCAUUUGCUGAUUGUACUAACUUGCCAGGCUCAUAUCGAUGUACCUGUCCUGAAGGAUUUAAUGGAAAUGGCUUAGCUUGUGUAGACAUUAAUGAGUGUGAUAGAAAGAACAGCUGUGACCCCAAUGCAUUAUGUACAAAUCUGCUCGGAAGCUACAAAUGUUCCUGCCGCUCUGGGUUCCUGGGCAUUGGUACAAAAUGCACUGACAUUAAUGAAUGUGCUACUGCUAACAUUUGCCCAGCCGUUGCUGCAUGUGUCAACACAGCAGGUUCAUUCUUCUGUGACUGUGGUCAAGGCUAUAACUUUAGUCAAAAUCAGUGUGUAGAUUUGGAUGAAUGUGCCAUAGGACUUUGCAGUCCUUAUGCUUCUUGUGAAAAUAUGCCUGGUUCAUACAAAUGCUCAUGCAUAGCUGGUUUUAAAGGUGAUGGGCUUGUAUGCGAAGACGUGGAUGAGUGCGUCACAGAAAAGCGGUGCCAUGUUAAUGCACUCUGUAUAAAUUUACCAGGGAAAUACAACUGCAGCUGUAUGGUGGGAUAUACAGGGAAUGGUGUGUUGCAGUGCACAGAUGUAAAUGAGUGUCUUGUUGAAAAUGGUGGCUGCAAAAACCGAGCAACAUGUUCCAACAGUAAGGGGUCUUUCUCUUGCAUUUGCCCCUCAGGCUUUCGGUUAGUCAAUCAUACCACCUGUCAGGACAUCGAUGAAUGCCAGCUUCCUGAAAAGGUUUGUGGCACCAAUGAGCAGUGCACAAACCUGGAAGGAUCAUAUUCAUGCCAGUGUAAAGCAGGCUUCAGUCGAAUCAUUGAUGACUUCUGCUCUGAUAUUGAUGAAUGUGAACUUCAGAAACCUUGUCAUCAAAAUGCCACAUGCUUGAAUUUGGCAGGCUCCUAUUCAUGUACCUGCAAAAGUGGCUUCAAGGGAAAUGGUGUAACAUGUGAAGACAUAAAUGAAUGUGCACUUGGUGGUAUAUGCCAUCUACAUGCUAAUUGCUACAAUUAUAUUGGUGAAUUCUUGUGUAAAUGUCAUCAGGGUUUUAUAGGUGAUGGUUUCACCUGUACAGAUGUAGAUGAAUGUGUUGUUUCAAAUGCUACUUGUCCAGGAAUCUCUGUAUGUGUCAAUUCCUUGGGAGCAUAUGUCUGUUCAUGUCUGAAUGGGACAGUAGCAUACAACAACACCUGUGUCUUCCCUAGUCUUGAAUGUGAUCCUGCCUGCCAUCCACAUGGACUCUGUCAUCCUUCACCUUCUGGCUAUCAAUGUGUGUGUGAUGUGGGAUUCAAAGGGGAUGGACUUACUUGCUCAGACAUUGAUGAAUGUGAAGAGAAUGUGUGCCUAAUGAAAGAGACACAGUGUGUCAAUAAUCCAGGAUCCUUUGAAUGCAUAUGCAAAAAGGGUUACUCUUUCAAUGGAACAAAAUGCACGGAUUUGGAUGAAUGUGAAUCUGGAGUCAGCAACUGCAGCAAGUUUGCACAGUGUGUCAAUACAGUUGGGAGUCACCUUUGUUUCUGUCUCAGUGGCUUCACUGGUGAUGGAAAAAACUGUUCUGAAAGUGACCUGUAUCCAUUUGGAGAUGAAGCAGGUGAUGCCAAGUUGACAAUAACAACGGCAGAUGGAAUUUCUCCAUACAUCUUUCUUCCUACAGGCUUCCUAUUCAUGGGCAAACAAUAUGAACGGCUAUUAUUUUCAGAUAAUGGCCUGGUGCAGUUUCAGUCAGUCAAUGAGAAUGAGAAACUGUUGCUCCCUGCUCCAAUCCCAAAGGGGUUUCAUGGUAAUGAAAGCCUGCCUUUGUUGGCAGUGUUCUGGGAUGAUGCAGACCUUACACUUGGUGACGGAAAACUGCUGUACCAGGAAUACAGUUUCCUCAAUAUACCUGAUAUCUAUGCUGUGACAGUGUUUCACAGAACAGCACAAGACGUUAGCAGAUUUGAGUCUCAAAGGGGUAAACCCCCGUUUACUCCCAUCUGGAUACUAAAAAUCACAUGGGAUCAUGUUUUACCUGUAUCCUAUCAAAAGAUCAACUUGUCUGAGACCAACACUUUCCAGUGCAUUUUGACCACAGAUGGAUUACGUUCAAUUGCUCUGCUUCGCUACAGUGACAUGAACUGGGGUCCAGGACAAAGGACCCAUCAUGAUGCUCUUAUAGGCUACACAGAUGGCAAAAACAACUUCCAUAAUGAGAUUCCAAAUCCGCCAAACAACUUGUUUGACUCGGGGAGGGCGAUAUCGUCCUCAAACUGUGACAGAUCCACAGAGGCAAUGCCAGUUAUGGGCUUCAGUGAGCCAGAUCCCAAAGAAUGGGCAUUAGGAAUUGGCACCAUGUCCCUGUACCCGUGUACAGGCACAGGAGGAUCUGACCUUUGGGCCUGA
Messenger RNA from Danio aesculapii, 3140 nucleotides. RefSeq names its product fibrillin-2-like. The record is from RefSeq and is a predicted model, not a curated record. Gene Ontology annotation, biological process: cell-matrix adhesion. The transcript is spliced from 9 exons. Lineage: Eukaryota; Metazoa; Chordata; Actinopteri; Cypriniformes; Danionidae. The coding region runs from base 54 to 3140 and encodes 1028 amino acids. Gene Ontology annotation, molecular function: calcium ion binding.